AUGGGAGGCCGGUGGAUUCUGCGCUGCAGAGGGAGAGGUGACCUCGGCGCCGCAGUGACCAUGGGCCGCGAGUUUGGGCAUCUGAUGCGGGUGCGGCCUGUGAUCACCUACAGCUUGUCGCCCUUGGAGCAGCGCGCCUUCCUGCACUGCUUCAGCAAGGGCAGGUCCAACAUGCUGCACCGCACUCACGCGUGCAGCCUUCGCGCCGUGCCACCACUUGUAGUGUUUUAUUUUGUCUACACAUGGGGAACACAGGAGUUUGAGAAAUCCAAGAGGAAGAAUCCAGCUGCCUAUGAAAAUGACAAAUGA
This is a messenger RNA of Globicephala melas (long-finned pilot whale), 309 nucleotides long. NCBI's taxonomy places the organism in Eukaryota, Metazoa, Chordata, Mammalia, Artiodactyla, Delphinidae. The record is from RefSeq and is a predicted model, not a curated record.